UUUGCCCAUAUCCAAGAUGGCGGCGGUGCUUUACAAACAUUUACAAAAAAGUGGAUUUUAUCUGAAUAAAACGGCUAAUGGAUAUAAAUGUGGACUCAGAUUGAAGCUUACAGAAGCAGGCGCUGGUUCCUAAUUCAAAACAAUCAGCUAAUAUACAAGAAGAAGUAUAAGAACUCAACUGUGGUGAUGGAAGAUCUACGCAUGUGCACGUCUGAACACUGUAAUAACAUCAGGCGGCGUUUUUGCUUCCAGGUGGUUUCACCUACAAAGAUCUGUAUUUUACAGGCUCAUUCGGAGGAAAAUAGAGAAGCUUGGAUCAGAGCCAUACAAAACAUCGCUGCUAAAGAUAAUGAUGACAGAACAGAUGACUUGGAGGAACUAGACAAAAAGUCAUCAUCACCAAGUGGAAGUUUCGAGUCAAUUUCCAUUAUACAGUUAGAUCAGGUCAUGGAUUUAAGUGUAAAGCAGAACCAAUGUUGUAGCUCCUCUGAAUCAGGAGAAUCUCACCAGACAGAGAGAGACUCACUAAAUGCACAACCGGCAUCUGGAGCUUCAGCUGAGAUAAGCCUUGGGGAAAUUGUGCUUGAACCUGCUCCUGAGUUGGAUUCCCUCUCUGACGCUUCUGUUGCGAGCAGUGUUGAAUGUGUUAAAGGUUCUGUUGGGGGAGAGACCCUGGAAUUGACCACCUCAUCCUCCAGCAACUGGAACCACACAGAUGGUGUUAAAAGAAAGACUACAGGAACACACCUCGUCCAAAGAUCCAGCUCUCCUUCUAAAGAGUGCUUUGAACGUCAGUACAAUGUGGGAAAGCUUCUGGGGAAAGGAGGCUUUGGUUGCGUCUAUGCAGGAGUUCGUAGGACGGAUGGAAAACAGGUUGCUAUUAAGUAUGUGAUGAAGAAUACCUGCGACACAUUCAUCACCAUUCCUGGUGAUACAAACCGCCUCCCUGUAGAAGUGGCGUUAAUGCUCAUGGUGUCAAACCCGCCUCGCUGCGAACAUGUCCUAGAGCUUCUGGAAUGGUUUGACACGCCAGAGUAUUACGUUUUGAUCCUGGAGCGACCCGAUCCCUGCAUGGACCUCCUUCAAUAUCGUGGAAAUGGCCCACUUUCUGAACCACUGGCUCAAGUCAUCAUGUGGCAAGUGGUUCUGGCUGCUCGACACUGCUGUGACCGUGGGGUUCUCCAUCGUGACAUCAAGGAGGAGAACCUUCUCAUAAAUUGGGAAAGAUUAGAGGUUAAGCUGAUAGACUUUGGUUGUGGUGAAUUGCUCAAGUCGACCCCCUACAAAACAUAUUCAGGCACUAUGUUAUAUAUUCCACCUGAAUGGAUCACAGAGGGUCAGUAUCAUGGCUGCCCUGCAACUGUCUGGAGUCUGGGCAUCCUGCUGUUUGUUUUAGUUUGUGGAGACAUGCCAUUCUGGAAUGAAUGGGAGAUUGCUAAGAGACCCCUCUUCUUCACACCUGGUGUGUCUGAGGCAUGCCGUCAUCUGAUCAGCAGUUGCCUGAUGAAGGAUCCAAAUAAACGGCCCAGUCUUGAGGAGAUCCUGGAGCACCACUGGUUUCCAGAGAGCCUUAAGAACUAAGUUCAGGCACCUGUAUAGGUUUCUAACAGAUAGGUCAUGGGCACCUAUAUAGUUUGUAACAAUUAGGUCAUGGGUGAGCAUAUCAGGGACCGCACAAUGAUCAAUGUGUAUAUGUGUAUGUGUAUGAGCAAAACUGUCCACUGUUUGCUUUCACGCAAUGUUGGAGUGAUCUUAGGUGACAGGUUGGAGUGAGAUUUGCAGUUUCAUGAAGAAGAGGAUGAACCCAAAAAAAGCAGAACAGGAAUAAUAGGGAUCAGCUUGAGAACACAGGUCUGCUAAAAGAACAGAUCCGGAGAUUUAGAUGACUUGAAUUCCUCAGCACCAUGUAACAUCAGUGUCCACUGUGCCAAAUCAAGAAGAACGACUCCUCAAUGAACAAGUCUAAUCUACUGGCGGAAGCAACCAGAUUUGGGCUUAAGCAUCUUGAUACCUGCAACAAAACAGCCCUAGAACAUCACAAAGCCACCACUGCAAUUAAUAGUGUGUGUCUGUUAAAAUGACAUUAAAGCACAAUAAAAAUAAUAAUAAGUUUUAGAAAGUCUACGAAAUUAAUUUACAGUCAAUAUAUUAUUUUGUAUCUCAGCUGUCUAGAGGUUUUUGUCUUGACCUUCUCAAUGGUGGUAUACAGUAUGAGACAAAGGUU
Trichomycterus rosablanca is the source of this 2224-nucleotide messenger RNA. Its product is annotated as serine/threonine-protein kinase pim-1-like. The transcript is spliced from 17 exons. Gene Ontology annotation, molecular function: protein serine/threonine kinase activity; ATP binding. Bases 88 to 1581 code for a protein of 497 amino acids. Lineage: Eukaryota; Metazoa; Chordata; Actinopteri; Siluriformes; Trichomycteridae. Gene Ontology annotation, cellular component: cytoplasm. The record is from RefSeq and is a predicted model, not a curated record. Gene Ontology annotation, biological process: negative regulation of apoptotic process; regulation of mitotic cell cycle; protein autophosphorylation.